Messenger RNA from Heteronotia binoei (common prickly gecko), 1757 nucleotides. RefSeq names its product frizzled class receptor 7 (gene FZD7). Gene Ontology annotation, biological process: canonical Wnt signaling pathway; non-canonical Wnt signaling pathway. NCBI's taxonomy places the organism in Eukaryota, Metazoa, Chordata, Lepidosauria, Squamata, Gekkonidae. The record is from RefSeq and is a predicted model, not a curated record. The transcript has a single exon. Gene Ontology annotation, molecular function: Wnt receptor activity; Wnt-protein binding. Bases 1 to 1710 code for a protein of 569 amino acids. Gene Ontology annotation, cellular component: plasma membrane.
AUGCGCUCCCGGGUUGGAGAGGCCUCGGCUGAGGCCCGGUGGGGCCUCCUGGCGCUCUUGGCGGGCGCUCUCUUGGGGGGCGUCGGGGCCCAGCCGUACCAAGGCGAGAAGGGCAUCUCGGUGCCGGACCACGGCUUCUGCCAGCCCAUCUCCAUCCCGCUGUGCACCGACAUCGCCUACAACCAGACCAUCCUGCCCAAUCUGCUUGGCCACACCAACCAGGAGGACGCGGGGCUGGAGGUGCACCAGUUCUACCCGCUGGUCAAGGUGCAGUGCUCGCCGGAGCUGCGCUUCUUCCUCUGCUCCAUGUACGCCCCCGUCUGCACCGUCCUCGAGCAGGCCAUCCCCCCCUGCCGCUCCCUCUGCGAGCGGGCCCGCCAGGGCUGCGAGGCCCUCAUGAACAAGUUCGGCUUCCAGUGGCCCGAGCGCCUCCGCUGCGAGAACUUCCCGGUGCACGGGGCAGGCGAGAUCUGCGUGGGCCAAAACACCUCGGACACCUCCGGCGGCGGCGGGGGGGCUGCGGGGGGCGGCCCCGGGGGUGCCACGGCCUACCCCACCCCCUCCUUACCCCACCCCCCGGCCCACCCCCUGCCCCCCUCCGGCUACGCCUUCUCCUGCCCGCGCCAGCUGAAGGUGCCCCCCUACCUGGGCUACCGCUUCCUGGGGGAGCGGGACUGCGGGGCCCCCUGCGAGCCCGACCUGCCCAACGGCCUGAUGUACUUCAAGGAGGCCGAGGUGCGCUUCGCCCGCCUCCUGGUGGGCGUCUGGUCCUUCCUGUGCUGCGCCUCCACCCUCUUCACCGUCUUGACCUACCUGGUGGACAUGAGGCGCUUCAGCUACCCCGAGAGGCCCAUCAUCUUCCUCUCGGGCUGCUACUUCAUGGUGGCCGUGGCCUACGUCGCCGGCUUCCUGCUGGAGGACAAGGUGGUGUGCGUGGAGCGCUUCUCUGAGGACGGCUACCGCACCGUGGUGCAGGGCACCAAGAAGGAGGGCUGCACCAUCCUCUUCAUGAUCCUCUACUUCUUCGGCAUGGCCAGCUCCAUCUGGUGGGUCAUCCUCUCCCUCACCUGGUUCCUGGCGGCCGGCAUGAAGUGGGGCCACGAGGCCAUUGAGGCCAACUCCCAGUACUUCCACCUGGCCGCCUGGGCUGUGCCCGCCGUCAAGACCAUCACCAUCCUGGCCAUGGGGCAGGUGGACGGGGACCUGCUGAGCGGCGUCUGCUACGUGGGCAUCUACAGCGUGGACGCCCUGCGCGGCUUCGUCCUGGCCCCGCUCUUCGUCUACCUCUUCAUCGGCACCUCCUUCCUGCUGGCUGGCUUCGUCUCCCUCUUCCGCAUCCGGACCAUCAUGAAGCACGACGGCACCAAGACGGAGAAGCUGGAGAAGCUGAUGGUGAGGAUUGGGGUCUUCAGCGUCCUCUACACCGUGCCCGCCACCAUCGUCCUGGCCUGCUACUUCUACGAGCAGGCCUUCCGGGACUCGUGGGAGAAGACGUGGCUCCUCCAGACCUGCAAGAGCUACGCCAUCGCUUGCCCCACCAACUUUGCCCCCAUGAGCCCUGAUUUCACCGUCUUCGUCAUCAAGUACCUCAUGACCAUGAUCGUGGGCAUCACCACGGGCUUCUGGAUUUGGACUGGCAAGACGCUCCAGUCCUGGCGGCGCUUCUACCACAGGCUCCGCACGGGCAGCAAAGGGGAGACGGCGGUAUGAGAGUUCCCCCCCCCACCCCUUUUCCCGUGGGUGCUCUUGGUUUCUUG